UGAUAAACAAAAAUUAUGUUUUUUGUUGCUCUUAAAUGAUUUUAUUGACAUAUUUGUUCCACAUGUAUAUACUUACAAAUAAAAAUAUGCCUCAAAAGUAGUUAAAAACCUUUCAUUAAGACGGAUAUUAGCUCGUGAUGCUUAUCCAGCUUGAUUAGUUUGGACUGCGGACGCAGACAUGCAGAAAACUGCGUUUCACUGAAAACUAAACGCUGUUUGGUUUCUUUUUAUUCUCCAAAAAUAAACUCCGUAUAAGCCAGCAGUGAUGCUGCCACUGAAGGAGAAGGACAAACCUAUCGUUCAGAAGCUUUUGUCAGCCGGCUGCUGCGCUCGCUGUGUCCUCAGGUUCUGCUGUGUGAGCGUCCAGGCUGCUUAUCGACAAGCACAGCAUGAGACUCUUAAAGAGCUUCAGACUUUCAUUAUGGAGAAGGAAAACAACAAAGUACAGGAUUCAGCAGACAUCAAGCCCCAUGAUACUGAAUCGUCUCAAACUGUUGAAGACCCUCCCUGUAAAAGGGCCAAACUGGAUCCCACAGAGGCGGUUCAGUCAGAAACAGACGAUGCUGCCAUGGUAACACUGAAGAAGGAGGAGUCAAGUGUGUGUGCCUUAUGUUUGGGAAUCCUGCAGGAUUUAUGUGGCCCAGAUCAGGCAAUAAAGAUUGUUGAAACAGUGAAGUCCCAAAACUACGAGUUUGACACCCUUGUGUUGUCCGUCUCUCUGCCGGCUCAGCUCUGUGUGCGUGAGCACUCCUGUUGGCUCCAUGUGAAGAAGGAAGUCAGACAGAAAGGUUUAGUGCUCGAUAAAGAUGAUGUCAUCCAGGUGAAGGAGGCCUUCAAGUGGAUCAUGCAGGGUCUGGUCACAAAACAGCUGGAGGGUGUGGCUGUGGUUAGCAAGAGUCCGUUUGAGGUCGGUGUGGAGUUCACUCAUCCAGACACAGAAUCUGACUGCCACUUCCUAGCCAAAUGCUGUCCUGACUGCUUCAAACCCACCAAGAACAAACAGUCGGUGUUUACCCGCAUGGCUGUGGUCAAAGCUCUGGAGAAGAUCUCAGAUGUGAAGUUUUUAGAGCAUUACCCCUGUCCACCAUCAGAGCCGAGCGGCAGCUGCACCCCUCAGGACAUCCAGUGUCUUCACGUCUCUGUCUUCAUAGCAGGGAGGUACAACAAGUUCUGCCGCAGCCUGCCUCAGACUCCCUGGGUGAUCGAUGGGGAGAGGAGGAUGGAGUCUUCCGUGGAGGAACUGAUCGCCGCACCGAUCCUGUCUGCAUUCAGGGCUGACGGAUUUAAUUUCUCCUCCUCGGGCAGAGAGGAUGUGGAUGUCCGAACGCUUGGAAAUGGGCGUCCAUUUGCCAUGGAGCUGCUGAACCCACACAGAUCUCGGUUCAGCAAAGUGGAAAUGAAGCAGGUGCAGGAGACGAUAAACAAAUCCUCAGAUAAAAUCAGAGUGAGAGAUUUGCAGAUUGUAACCAGAGAAGCCAUGAGUCGGAUGAAGGAGGGAGAAGAAGAAAAGACAAAGUCUUACACGGCGCUGGUCUGGACUCAGAAAUCCAUCGAGAAUGAAGACAUUUCCUUCAUUAACGACAUCAAGGAUCUGACUCUGGAUCAGAAGACUCCUCUGAGGGUUUUGCACCGGCGGGCAUUGGCGAUCCGGCAGAGGGUCAUCCACAGCAUGAACGUCCGCUUCGUGGAUUCACAUCACUUCUACCUCGGAUUGAAAACUCAGGCUGGGACCUACAUCAAGGAGUUUGUCCAUGGAGAUUUCGGGCGCACUAAACCGAAUCUUUGUCUGCUGCUAAAGACCGACACGGACAUCCUGGAGCUGGACGUGGAGGUGAGAAAUGUAACGCAUAUAAAAGAAGUUAAAGGUGACCUAUGAUGCUUCCCCGAACUGGAUAGGAUAUGUUUAAGGGCUAAACAAAACAUUUUUAUUAUAUUUUAUGCACAAAAUGAGCUGUUUUAGGGCGUCUUGUCACUGCUGCUGCUGGCCACGCCCCCAACUCAACAUUUACACUCGCACGUGAAAAUGACUGCAAACAGGUGAGCAGUUAAACAACCUUAGAAAAGCAGAAGUAGAGCCUCCUGCACAGCCAACAAGAAUACAGCAAGAGGUUUCUGGAUGGAGAGUCAACAACAAAACAUGGGGUGUUUUCAGAAGGUUUCUGAAUCGGUUCAUUUUCCGGACACAAAUAAACAUCAACUUAUUGCCAAAAAAAGGUGAUUUUUUUUAAAGUGCUUGGUCUGUUUUUAGAAGCAAAUGUAAAUUUAAAAAAGUGCAAAAUGUGAAUUUUGCGUAAUACGUCUCCUUUAAAGAAACGGUUAAAAAUGUAAAUAAUGUGUGUUAAUGCUUUAAUGCUGAGUCUAACUGGUGUUUCUGUUCAGUCGGUGGAUGUGGACUGGCCUCCACCCAUACCAGAGUGAAGGAUCCCCUUUCUGAUCCAGAGUGGGCGCGGCUUUGACUGGUUCUGCACUGACUGGUUCCUGUGGGUGCUGCUGGAAGAUCUGGAACUGGAAACCUGGCGUCCAUCUGCUCAGCUCUGGAUUAGCUUUUCUGCUUGAGUCAACAUCGCAUAUGAACGCAUCUUCAGUUUGAUUACAUUAUGUAUUUAACAGCCCUGUCUGGUUCUGUUGUCACAUAUAUUUAAGUUGGGUCAAUUUUUGUAACUGAGUCCAUUUAAGGAUGUAAUAAAGAUCCUGGUCUAACUGUGACAAGUACACUAUCAAAAUGUCUUCCAUUACUUUUGCUUUAAAAUGAAUUUGUUUUGUUGUUCAUAUAUCAUUUUAAAAAAGCGGCACCUACGACUCCUUCAGCGUAGUCAUGGUAACCUGGUGUCGCUGCCACCAAUUGGCUGGACCUCUGUCGAAUUAGGUCAGUCACUUCAAAGGCGGUGGAAAUUUAUGCAAUCAGGUAUUUUAUGUUUUAUAUUUUGGUCACUAUUUUGUAGAAAUCAGUUUUCACUUUAAUGUUAAAAGGGAUUUUUAUAAAAGCGAUAAAAUGGUAAAACGUCCAACAGGGUGAAUACUUUUUAUAAGCACCGUGUGAAGCUACUGCAAAGCUGAUCACUUCCUUAAAUAAUUCAUGUCAUUUUAGCCAAACAGAUCAAAUAUCUACACAACCUAAUAACAUUUUUGUUUGACAUUUAUUUUAGAUUAUUCAACCCUGAAGCUCACCUACUUGAAGAUUUAUUUCUGUAAUUUAGGAACGUGGCGUCCAAACUUUUUAAAGCCUUGGGCGACAAACUUGGGUAAAUUUAAACUACUGGAGAGAUACAACAUUUAUUAAACUAAAAAUACAACAAUUAGCUUACUAUGAUUUUUUUUUAAACGCUGAACGAUAAACCAAAUUUUUAUGAAAUCUGUAUAUUAUUAAAAAUCCAAAUCAAAUUAACUUUGGACUGUAAAAUAAAAAGAGCAUUUCCAUAUUUUUGGGGUCAUCAAUUGUUUUCCAUUUUGCUGGCCAAAUUGUACAGUUUUUGACUCGUCAGGGACCGAAACAGAUCAUUCCAUGGGCCACAAAUGGCCCCCGGUCCACACUUUGGACACCUCUGCUCUGAAUCAAUAACAUCUUCAUGAUUUCAAAUGUGUGUUAUUUUUUUCACCUACAUGUAUCUUUUGUUCUGCUUUUAUGGAGGAAAAACAUUAAAAUAAUCUUAUUUUUGUCUGCUGGGUAUGGACAAAGAUUUUCCCAAAUAAAGAAGUCACAACUA
Xiphophorus maculatus (southern platyfish) is the source of this 3704-nucleotide messenger RNA. RefSeq names its product pseudouridylate synthase 10 (gene pus10). The transcript is spliced from 17 exons. Gene Ontology annotation, biological process: tRNA pseudouridine synthesis. The record is from RefSeq and is a predicted model, not a curated record. Lineage: Eukaryota; Metazoa; Chordata; Actinopteri; Cyprinodontiformes; Poeciliidae. The coding region runs from base 266 to 1876 and encodes 536 amino acids. Gene Ontology annotation, molecular function: pseudouridine synthase activity; RNA binding.